AUGGACAAAUCUAUGGUCCUCAAUUUGAUAGUGUUUACCAUUUUGAUAACGUUACUGUGCCCAAAGACAGACUGCUAUUGGCCGCCACGUCGCCCCACGCCCACUGAAGAUCCCUUUACAUCAUUUUGUAACACCAAGUUUCAAUUGGCAGAUCGUGCUUGUGCACUUGUAACUUUCAGUUCGGCCGGGUGGUCCCACUACCAUCACCGCCACAGACACCACCACGGCCAUGGACACCACCACCACCACAACCACCAUGACAACCAAGAAGUACACCAACAUUUGAUGCAUACCGAAACAGAAAAUGCUCGGGUGGAGGAAGAAUGUUGCCGAUGGUUAAAGGAAGUGGAUAACGAUUGCGCGUGCAGUGUGUUCGUUCAUCUGCCCACAUUUCUCGCUAAACCUCCACACAAUUAUUCUCUUGUGGUUAACGACGAGUGCGAAGUUUCAUUUCAUUGCAGUCCGAGGUUGGCCUAG
Molecule: messenger RNA, 477 nt
Organism: Striga hermonthica
Lineage: Eukaryota; Viridiplantae; Streptophyta; Magnoliopsida; Lamiales; Orobanchaceae
Source: the annotation of a GenBank genome assembly